Messenger RNA from Hyalella azteca, 4749 nucleotides. RefSeq lists its product as uncharacterized. The coding region runs from base 283 to 3465 and encodes 1060 amino acids. Lineage: Eukaryota; Metazoa; Arthropoda; Malacostraca; Amphipoda; Hyalellidae. The transcript is spliced from 8 exons. Gene Ontology annotation, molecular function: protein binding. The record is from RefSeq and is a predicted model, not a curated record.
GUGCCAGGACAGUUGCACGUUUGCUGUCGUCGUGCUUGGUGCUGGAAGCUGGAGCUGUGGCUGGCAAGACUGGAUGAGAGCUCAGAGGUUACCGUGGAUGACAUCACCCGUGAAAUUCCAUAAGAAGUGUCUAGUGUGACCAUCCCUUUUGUUCAUGUGAAUGUGUACUCUGUUGAAUAAUAACUACUGUCACUCUUCUGUCAAAUUAUGUUCGGGAAUUUGGGUUAGUGACUCGUAACGAAAAUCCUGCUUCGCACUUCGGUAUUCAGCGUCAACGGCGUCAUGACGCUCCUACUGCAGUGUGUGCGCACGCUGUGUUUACUCGGCUGCAGUCUGCUGUUCUUGCGUGCCCGUGCUGAGAUCAUCGAAAAUUCCGGUUGCAGCGUGAGAAGAGAAUUUUUGAGCGUAGUCUGCGAGAGGCUGAACAGCACCGCGCUCUACAGGGAGCUACAAGCAAAGCUAAAAGAUCCCCCUACGAAUAAAGGAUUUCCGUCUGUCCCAUGGGUACAUGAACUCAGAGUCAUUGAUAGCCGACUACCCGUGCUAGUGUCUGUCACUCCCAGUGACACUCCAGCCUUGGGAGCGAUCAAGCUCCUGGAAGUUGUACGAUGUCAAAUCCGUCAAGUCAGACUUGAAGCAAUGAUGGAAGUUGCGGACAGUCUCCGUUCACUAAGUUUAGCCCAUAACAAACUUGUAACAAUACCAUCCGCCGUUUCUGUCUUGGAGAAACUUGAAGUUUUAGAUCUUCGCCACAACGCCAUUACGAGGCUGACUCCGCUGCUGGCUCAGCUACCAAAUUUGCGUCACGUCAAGCUUGACCACAACAGGAUAAGGCAGGUUACUGGGUGGGGAAGUGCUUCUCACUCGCCUCAUCUAUUGAGUCUCACUCACCUCGGUCUCUCCAACAAUCUCAUCCACGAAGUGUGGAACGAUGCUUUGUCAGUCCUGCGCUCGUUGCAGAGUUUAGACUUGAGCAACAAUCUGCUUCAGCGACUUUCUCCGUCCGUUGAUAUUCCUCCUCAUCUGAUGGAACUUGAUAUUCGAGGAAAUCCGUGGCAUUGUGACUGUGGAGCAGCUUGGUUGUCCAACUUACAGCUGAGGACGGAUCCGCAUGCGCUUUUGUCUUUUUUGCCGACAUGUGGGACUCCUGCUUACUUCCGUGACCAGCCGCUACAUGCCCUCUCUACUUACGAACUCUGCAGUGGCAUUGGAAACGUUAACCGGACACAGCUUCCGCCAUCUGAUGUGGAUGAUCAUGACAUCAAGAUUUCUAGAAUAAAGUCAACGACCUUCGAUUUGACUUGGAAUGUUACCGAGAUAAGUCAACGAGGUCAGAAAAUUCAGGAGUAUAUGGGUUGGCGUGUUACCUUUAGAAAGUUCUCCGAUGCUGAGGAGAGUGAGGUGCUUUUGAUCACCCUUGCAGGUGCCGAUGCAGCUCGGAAGACAGGAACUUCUAGCGGUCAUUACACUGUGCGCCAUUUAACCCCUGCCACUGGUUACAUGGUGUGUAUUCAAACGCUCACUGAUCAUGAGAUUAAUAACAUCAUAGAAAGUCAGAGGGUUGUUCAAACUCCAAGAAAUUCGCCUGAAUCAAGAGGACGUAGUCUGAAAAUGGAUCCGAGUGCAUUUAUUAACACUUUUCAUGAAGAAUGGAGGUCGGUUCUAGAAGAAGAAGAAUCAAUAACAUUUGCUCCUACCGAAGUGAUGGAAUCUACUACAGAAGAAAUUUCCGUGACGACGACUGAUGAUGAAGUAACCAGCACUGAAGGAAACGGCGAUUCCAUUAACCAAGCGCAACGAUUCGUCUACACGAGUACUGGAGAACGUAUUCCGAUAAAUUUUGGUCCCCCCGCAUCGCCUCCUGCUCUCCCUGCUCAUCCACAGAGGUUUUUACACCCAGCCUUAGCCAGCUUUGAAGAAAAUUCUCACCCGACUAACGGAGCUCCCUUCAUACGGAACGUUCUACCUCCUCCUCCUCCAUCAUCGUUCGGUUUACGAAAUUCAGAGCAAAAGUUCCCAAUUCCUUUUGGGAGACGUAAAAGAGCUGUUGGGCUUCCUUCUGUCUACAAAAAAGGGCGCUGCAUUGAAGUUACAACAGAAGAAGAGGAUGAAAUUACGAUGCCUGUUACCGUCGCAGCGACUGCUUCUUCAUCUACCACAAUGGUAAUCCUUAUGAUCUGCUGUUGUUGCUUCCCGAAGCGAUGCAACAGAAUGCGCGAUAGCUGCAUCGAUAGAUGCAAAUCCAUCGGAAGCAAAACCAUAGUUAAAACUAAUAGUAAAACUAAAACAUUCGUUAGGCCACCCAAGUCAGAAGAAAAAAAAUUCAUUUCAAAGACUCUAAGUGCCUCUACACCAAACUUGAGACUUAUCGAGGGCGAUGAAGCCUUGCAAGAGUACCAGUAUCACAAACUAAAUAAGUAUUAUACGAUGCGAGGUAAAGAACAAGGCAAGACAUUGAUUGAAAUUUUCCCUGGAUACGAUUUGCCAAAAACUGCAGCUGCAAAAUAUUUUGGAUACGAUUUCCCCAAGAUUCAAAAUGUGAGGGAAGUUAAGGCUGUCAGAUACCCGAAUUACGUACGUCGCUUCAGCACUGACGAUAACAUGUCUCCGGUAACCAGCGACCGCUUCAUUUACUAUAACAUGAACAAAGAUCAAACUAAUCUAAAUAUCCCAGUCGAUCACUGUAAGUACAGUGACAGAAUCAAAGGCAUUAAAUAUUCACCCGCCCCUAGGAUACCUAACGAUGAAGAACGUAAUAAGAAACCUUCCAGUGAGUUUCCGAUAAAAGCUUCUAACAAUAAAAUUGGUUUCCUAACAAUCAAUCCAAGAAAAAUUGAAAUAUUACUUCCCAGGAGCAAGAGUGAAACUGAUUUGAAGUCCCUGGACACUCUCGUGAAGCCAAAAGUGCGUCUGUAUUAUAAUUUAUUAUCUGAAAUAACUCCAAAUGAAGAUAAAACUAAUCUCCAAAACAAUCCUGGUUAUGAUUUACCACUGAGAAUAAAUAAACUUGGUAGUUCUUACUUUGAAAAACCAUUGGAAAUGCAUGAGGCCAGGUUGGAAAUAGUUCGACAGUUUACGCAACCAGCCCCAAAAAGGCCGUCUCUUCUAAAUCUAGAUGGGGUUAAAAAUUUUAAUGACUGUAAUCAAAACGGGCGUGCUGUUCACUCCAACGUAGGUAUAGGGUUCACCGACGACAUUUACUAUUCCAAACCGAAGCCUUUGAAGAACGGAUCAACCUCCUUGAACAACCAAAACUCAUAUUACAAACCACACGAAGAAGACUAUAAUUCGCCAUCAGUUCCUCAUCCUUCCCGACCAAGAAUAAUCCCGGUUGGAGAGGUGGCUGUGACCGGGGGGACAUUGGUUGAGGUUCCCGAAGGGUAUGUUUUCCCCAAUAAACCAAGACCUAUCAAUGUUCUAAGACUAAAAGUACCUGCAGAUCCUGCAUCUUUCUCGGUAGCCUAAAACUUGCACGUGUGUAUAUUGCAUAAUUUUUUCCUUGCAUAUUUUACUGUACAGCCAUUGAAGCUUUAGGAUAAAAGUGUUUGCGCGGUCGAUGAUUACUAGUAUGCAGAUUUUAUUUUUAGUGAUUGUAAUACUUCGAGAAAUAUAAUUCAUUUGUAAAUUUUAAGAUUUAUUUACGUUCAAGUGUUAUUAUAUAAUGGAAUUUCACCGAAAUAAGUCGUAGAUCAUAAGUAUUCGCUAACGUUUUUUAUGUUAAAUAUCGACAAUAGUAUGUGCAUCCUUAAUUGUAAAGUCGAGAAUUAUCAAUAAUUAAGUUACAUUUUUCAUUAUACAUGUAAUUGGAGCAUUUACAUUGAAGUGGAGCAUGUGAUUUAUUUACUGUUAAGUCAGGACACGACUGUAAGCUAAUUGUUAGCAAUGAUAAUAGAUUAGCAAUACUAAUCUUAGAGUAAAUUAUCACGGUGCCAUAAUCAGAUAAUUUUUAUUGCCUUGUUGGAUUUCAAAGCACCAUAGAUUAAUCACCCUUGAAGUGCCCUUCGUUCUGAGUGGCGGUGUAGUGGCAUUGUCUUUUCAGCUCACCUUUUCUGGUAGCGAAAGGGAAACAAUAAAUCAUAUCUAACAAUGCUCAAAUAAAUUUUCAAAUAUUUCACAUUGUACUAUUUUACUUUCAUUUAGUAAACAAGUUCUAACUCUUUGAGAACUGUUUCGUUCUUUCAGACGUACACAUUUCAAUCAAAAACUUAUAGGUUUACAACCUUAAACAGCAAACUAUAUGUUCUUUAGAUGAAUAUUCAUAAUAAUAUUGUUUAUAAUGGAAAAGAUAGUUAUUGUGCAAGGUUAAUUAAUCAGACGAGACAAGUGUCUUUCAAUGUAAUUAUAAAAAAUAUGUACAUAAAUAUUUCGCUUCAUAAUCCAUUUAUUUUAAACAUUUAGAGCGCCGCAUGAAACACUUUGUUUAGAAGAUAAGUUUUUUUUAGCUCAUAAGUUGCUUGUUAAUUCAAGACUCCCGCUAUUAAGCGAGAAAAGAACUCUAAUGCAAACAAAAGUUUCUAAUUGCUUCUCCGAUGAGAUUUUAUUAUCUAUAGAUUGUAAAACGUAAAAACUCAGUCCAUAAAAUAAAUCACUGAAUUACACGGGACAUUAAGAAAACUACAACUGUAAACUGAAAACUUAGACACACAAACGAUUUCGAAUUUGAAUUAUAAUUUUAAAAACAUUUAAAACAAAGCGGAAACAAAUAUAUUGGCAAAUUCGUCUAUUUGAAGCAUCCCAAGUGUUCAAAAA